UCUGUGUCAAAGAACAUAAUCAUAGCUAUCAGAUUCCGCAGAUAGCAUAUAGCUGAGGUUAUAAUGUUAGUUUUUCACCAACCAGAAGUCUUAAGCUUAAAGUGCUGCAGCUUUUUGUGCUAUUUCAACUUUCUUCUGAAUUCAAAUUGACCCUCUAACUUGCUUAGAGAGUUAUUACCAAUGCCAUGAUAAAAUAUGAAUGUUGAGAGUCCGUGCUUAAUUCCAUUUCUUCUGAAUACAUACAAUAUUUCAGGGUUUGAAAGCAAUAAAAUCUCUGUUAGCUUAAUCAGAAGCUCUUUUUACUGCCUAGGCAUUGGUUUACAUGAAUUUUCUAUGCUUCUGAUAAAUCCCAGCCUUUUUUGCAGAGGCAGAUAACCGAAAUAAAUCCACACAAGAGUGUUCCUUCAUUAUAUUUUCUG
This is a messenger RNA of Moneuplotes crassus, 419 nucleotides long. The record is from the annotation of a GenBank genome assembly. Lineage: Eukaryota; Ciliophora; Spirotrichea; Euplotida; Euplotidae.